AUGAUUGCUGCUGACUUCGUACGCGCUAACCAGGCUCAGUCUUCCCGAUUUACCUCCUACGGGAAGGCCAAUUCGAGAGACGUUUCGUCGUCGUCGGCAUCGUCUCAACAGCGAAACAGCUUCUCUUCGAACUGGAGUCAACCGAACACAGGGAGCCUUUGGGCAACACACAUCCCUUCGCCAUUCGCCAACCGUGAUUCGCAAACCAGUCUCUCAGGUCACGAUGAAGCAUUCUCGAGUAGCUCCGAUGCCGCGAAUACCUUUCCAGACGCAUCUGCUGUAUGGCCACACCCAGGUGCACAUACGACCAGAUCCUGGAACAGUACCGAUAACACCGCCUCUCGGAGACCCUCGGCCAGCCCGUCACCAGUACAUAUGAGGGAAUCCUCGCAAACGUAUCACGAGCACUUGCACGACCGCACACCCUCGACUACCAAUGCCUCCUAUCUUGCUGUCAGAACCUCUUCUGGCAGUUACGCCCCUUCCCGGCCCAGUGCUGGCCCAUCUCUAGAUUCCAAUGCCGCUCCUUUCCGAUUCCCGCCCCCACGGUCCUCUCUGCGCAACGGUAUAGUUGAUGUCGAUGGCGAGGCCAGCGUGGCAUCUUCGUACCCGUCGUUCGGCUUCGAUACAGAGCCACUGCCACAGCAGGAUCUGGCAAACGGUUUUAGCAAUGCUUCCGCCACGGCUACAGGCUCUGGCUCCUCCAUAUCCACAUCUGUGGCGGCACCUGUGCCAGGCGCCGCCAAUUCCGGAAUUGCUACCUCGAUAGCUUCGCUUAGUUCUUUUGGCUCCAUGCCACCAUCCUCGCACAACGGCCAUGCUCGCCGGCCAUCUCUCCAAGCCCAGGCGUCCUUCUCCUCACCAGCACCCUCUACAAGCCAGCUACCCCAUCAACGGCAGCCACAAUCAGACGACGCGGUAUCGUUAGCCUUCGCAGACUUGAUGAUGCGACAGACAUUGAAUGCAGAGGAUCGACAGGACAUCGGUGCUGGCCUCACCGGCACAUACCCAGCAUCGACGCCCUUUGAAUACAAUCCUGUUUCUCAAACCUGGGAUGCUACUGAUCCGCUCAGGGCGGCUAAUUUUGCAGCAGCCCGCGGAACCCUGGCCGGGCUUAAUCGCGGUGUAACUCCAGUGGGCAACCAAUUCCGGCAAGCAACGGGUCAGCGAGGCUUCGGCGCUCCUGCUAAUGGCACUGACCAAUGGGGCCGGCCUGUCUCUCGCGAUCUGAGGGCACCGGGCUCAUACGAUGGUUUCAAUUGCUUCAAUAGCGCCAUGGGGCUGCUGCCUCGUCCGUCGCCCAACAGCCUCACCCAGGAGGGAUUGCAGCAACUACAGCAAUCGCAGCUGCAGAUUUUGUAUCAACAGCAGUUACAUCCGCAACAGCAGUUUACCGGAGCUCCCAGUCUGUUCCCAACCAACUUCAGCUCCAAUGUUAACGCAUUUCGAACACCUGUAGCAAACCCACAGCUUAGUCUCCAUUCACUAGGCGUUCAGUACAUCGCUCCAAACGCACAGGUACCUCGCGACAGGGAUCCCGCCCAGGCCUUCAGAAGCCCGCUUUUGGACGAGUAUCGUGCAAGCAGGACGAGCCGGAGGUUUGAGCUUAAAGACAUCUACGAUCAUAUUGUUGAGUUCAGUGGCGACCAACACGGUUCCCGCUUUAUUCAGAGCAAGCUGGAGACAGCGAAUAGCGACGAGAAGGAGCAUGUGUUCCGUGAGAUAUCGGCGAAUACGCUCGUGUUGAUGCAGGAUGUCUUUGGCAACUACGUCGUUCAAAAAUUCUUCGAGCACGGCAGUCAGCUGCAGAAAAAGUACUUGGCCGAACAGAUGAGGGGCAAGAUAGUGGACCUGUCGACGCAAACAUAUGCCUGCCGGGUGGUACAGAAAGCUCUUCAGCACAUCCUUGUCGACCAACAGGUGAUCUUGGCUAAGGAGUUGGAGAUCGAUGUGAUCCGAGUCGUCAAGGACCCCAAUGGUAACCACGUCAUCCAGAAGGUUGUCGAGCUAGUACCUCGGGAGCACAUCAACUUCAUUAUCGAUGCCUUCCGUGGCAGAGUAAGAGAGUUGUCGGCACACAACUACGGAUGUCGUGUCAUCCAGCGGAUGCUCGAGCACGGGCUAGAGGAAGAUAAGGAAAUGAUCCUGUCAGAGCUCCACGACAACGCCAUGGACUUGAUCAAUGACCAGUACGGAAACUACGUGGCACAGCACGUCAUCCAGUUUGGGAAGCCCAGAGAUCGAGAAAAGGUGAUCAGCAGAGUGCUUAAUCAGCUCGUGACCAUGUCCAACAACAAGUUCGCAUCCAAUGUCGUCGAGAAGUGCAUCGAAUUCGGCACGGCCGCAGACCGCCAGCGGAUCCGAGAAGAGCUGAGUCGGCUUGGUCCCGAUGGGCAGCCGAUCUUGCAGCAGAUGAUCAAAGAUCAGUAUGGCAAUUAUGUGAUCCAGAAACUCUUGAAGCAACUAAAAGGUGAGGAGCACCAGCUCUUUGCUGAAGUACUGUCGGUCCAACUGUCAGUGCUGCGGCGAUCGAGCACAGGGCGACAGAAUGCCGCCAUCGACCGUCUCGCUACGGCGAUGGAGGAGACGUCUAAGGGAAACAAUGCCAGCGGCCAGGCGCCGUCAGGCAAGAAGCCAAAUGGUGAUUCUGCUUCACAGGCCUCGCCUCAGCUAUCGGGCGACCAGGAGUCUACUCCGUCUCUGGCAAGCUUACCAACGACCCCCGAGAGCUCUAAUCCUCCUAGUGUGAGCGCUGGCUCGUCUGGGGGCUCGCUGGAGUCUGAAGACAAUGACUCGACAGCGACUGCAAAAGCAGUGGAUGCCAGAGAAAAUGCCGCGUGUCUAGAGACGCAGGUCGUUUGA
Messenger RNA from Grosmannia clavigera kw1407, 2862 nucleotides. Its product is annotated as pumilio family mRNA-binding protein. The transcript is spliced from 4 exons. Gene Ontology annotation, molecular function: mRNA 3'-UTR binding. NCBI's taxonomy places the organism in Eukaryota, Fungi, Ascomycota, Sordariomycetes, Ophiostomatales, Ophiostomataceae. Gene Ontology annotation, cellular component: cytoplasm. The coding region runs from base 1 to 2862 and encodes 953 amino acids. Gene Ontology annotation, biological process: nuclear-transcribed mRNA catabolic process, deadenylation-dependent decay. The record is from RefSeq and is a predicted model, not a curated record.